AUAUUUUUAUUUCUUCUUACCUGUUGACAUGUAUGUGUACAAACACGCAUAUAUACAUAGAUGCACAUGUGCACACAUGUGUAACAUAUACAUAUGUUUAGAGCAAUAUGUACAUAUUAUAUGUUUGACACUCACAAAAGUGUAUACACGUGCAGCGUUAUUAACGAAAAUCCAGUAAAAAUUCAUAAUGGCUAUCAAUAGGAGGAAAUACUAUUCGUGUGGUGCGUUGAUUACAUGCAUUAUCAGACUUUUGUAUUGAUAAGAUUGGUAGUAUCGGCGCAAAUAUCAGAUUCCGUACGCAGUACUGUGUCGGAACACAGCUUGGAGGUGGUCACGUUGGUAUCGUAUUGAUACGCUUGUUCUCCUGCGGUAGUGCUUUUUCACGCGUUGUUAUUAUGCCGCGUAUAAAAUCGUCCGUACGAAAUUGCACGAUCGUCGCGCCAUUAACGCCGUAUGUUGAAUUAUGUGAAUGCAAGUGACGUUUUAUCAAGUUUUCACUCGCACAGGUGUUCACUCGCUCGUCUCUCUCUCCCUGUCUCUAUAUAUAGGUGUGACAUCAUGAGUCCGUUUUUCCUGGGAUAUUUAUACUUUUACAUGGUGAUGACUUUAUUUGCACGUUUAAACACCCGAUGUGUUUCAACAGAUCCGUCUUACGCGCAAGACAGCACGAUAGAGAAUCUGCAAAAGUACGGAAACUGUACGGCUAAUUGCACACAAUAUGACAUUAAAUCGAGUACGGCGUGCAAUUGCAUCGAAAAUACCCAAGAGGAGGACGGAUGUAUAAUCGACUGUCCGCAGAAAUGCUGCUUCCUCAGCGACUGUUCUUUCUGCCAGCACGCGGAGUGGCAACUGAUGACAAUGACACAUAUCAGUAUUUCCAUAUUAUUUGUGCUUGGUAUUACUGGUUUAAUUUUAAUGUACUGCAAAUUAUGUAGUAGGACAAGGCGGCUGGCGCGAACUAGGUGCUUUAGGGCACAAGGUCCGGACGGCGCGAUGUAUUGCAGUACGGUCGACGGUUUACGGGAGAGACCACCACCGUACAGCGAAGUCUGCGGCGCUCCUCCCCUCUAUGCAUCUCCCUACAACAGGGUAGUUAUUACAACAGUUGCGUUAUUACUCAGACAAUAUAAAUGUCUGCACACGGAGAAAUAUACAAGACGUCCAUGCAGGAUGCUCCUCCGAGAUACCCGAGCACGCCAAAACUUCAGGAGAGAUGCCGGUGCGUCCGGGACAUCGCGCUUUCCUCGCCACCUAUCGCUCAACACAUAUGACGUUACCGAUUCUUACGGACGGAUGUAUAAUACAUAUAAAGCAAUUUUCGCAUUUUGUCUGUAUAUAUUGUUCUCAAUAAAAUUCAGCUUUUGCAGAUUCCUUCUUCUCAGGAAAGACUACCCCAUUCUCGUCGAUUGGCCCUCGAAAGAUUGACCGCUUGUGAGAUAUCGUCUUGUGUAUUAAUAUCGGAUAUUGAUAUCCUGUUUACCCAGGUGUAAUUUAUUGUAAAGUUACAAAUACCGUAAGAGAAAAUAAUGCAAACUGCCAAUUGAAUAGGAUGUGACUGGAUGUCGAAAUUUUAUAUCAUACGAUAAUUAAUUGCUACAUGGAGAAAAUUUUAGAGCAAAAUUUAUUCUUAUGGUAAGGAUUAAUUUUGUUGUAAUAAGAAUUAAAUAGAUAAAACGUGUCUUUUACGUGUGUAAUAAAAAUUAUAUAAGAAUAAAGAAAAAGCGCAUCUGCAAGGUCAUCGGGGAUAGAAAAUAUGCGACAGAGAGUCCCAUGAUUAUAUAAUGAAAAUGUCAUUUAUUUGAUGUGGUGCAAUGAGAGACUUAAAAUAAAAUGGAAAAAUGAAUGUCUGUAUGAGCUGGGUCUUCAAUGAGCGGCGCGCGCAUAUAACAUUCGCUCGCGGGCAGCCACUACCGCCAAUGUACCA
Molecule: messenger RNA, 1924 nt
Organism: Harpegnathos saltator (Jerdon's jumping ant)
Lineage: Eukaryota; Metazoa; Arthropoda; Insecta; Hymenoptera; Formicidae
Exons: 6
Coding region: 454-1425 (323 amino acids)
Source: RefSeq, a predicted model, not a curated record